AGCAUUCUCAAGCGCCUGCAGACUCGCCUGUACGGGACGGUAAAUGCGAAUCAUCUGGUGGAGCGCUGCCGCAGGCCGAUCCAGAAUGCUUCUCUUUUCCAGAGAAUGAUGUCGACCGGGCAAAGUGUCGCUGCUGCACAAUCUCUGAAUCCGGAGCCUAAACCAGCUCAGGAAACGACUGCGGAUCAAGUUAAAGAACAAGGUCGGGAUGGUGCAGGCCAUCGACAAUGUUGAGAAGAAGUCUGGUGUGAAGAUCGCUCCAGUGUUUGUGUCUGUGGAUCCGGAGCGUGACACCAUUGAGCAAAUGAAGGAGUACGUAACAGAAUUUCAUCCCAGACUCAUGGGACUAACCGGUUCCCCCGACGACAUAAAGCAGCUCGCAAAAUCAUUUCGCGUCUACUACAUGAAAACUGGCGACGAAGGCGACGACUACCUCGUCGAUCAUUCCAUCAUCAUGUAUUUGAUGGACCCGACGUGGCAGUUUGUCAAGUUUUUUGGGAAGAACUACACCCUGGAGGAGCUGAGCCAAGGACUCAUGGACGAAAUGAACAGUCACGGAAAGAAGAAGUGAUCGAUCAUUGUUCCCAAUUUUCUGAAUGAGGCAAUGGCGGCUAACGCUUGCGCAGGCACAAGCAGUACUAGUGGUAAGAGUGUUCAACUUAGCAGUGAACUGCUUC
Messenger RNA from Selaginella moellendorffii, 677 nucleotides. Its product is annotated as protein SCO1 homolog 1, mitochondrial. Lineage: Eukaryota; Viridiplantae; Streptophyta; Lycopodiopsida; Selaginellales; Selaginellaceae. Bases 209 to 571 code for a protein of 120 amino acids. Gene Ontology annotation, biological process: mitochondrial respiratory chain complex IV assembly. The transcript is spliced from 6 exons. The record is from RefSeq and is a predicted model, not a curated record.